AUGAGAGUGUUUCAUACGGUUAAAGACAUUGUUCAGUGGCGUGAAACUGAAAUUGGUGACCGGUGCCAAAAAAGAAUUGGGUUUGUACCUACAAUGGGGGCAUUGCAUGAAGGGCACUCAUCCUUAAUACGUGAAUCUGUUAGACAAAAUGAUAUCACUGUAUGUAGCAUCUUCGUCAAUCCUUCCCAAUUUGCACCAAACGAGGAUUUGGACAAAUAUCCACGUACAUUAAAUGAAGAUAUUAAGUUAUUAGAAUUAUUAAAUUGUGAUGUCCUAUUUGCUCCUAAUGCUUCUGAGAUGUACCCACAAGGAAUCCCGUUAACUGUUGAAGAUCAACGUGGUCCGUUUGUUAGUGUUCUUGGUAUCAGUGAAAUGUUAGAAGGAAAGACUAGACCAAAUUUUUUUCGGGGGGUAGCUACUGUGGUAACAAAAUUACUGAAUAUUGUUUCACCCAAUGCCGCUUAUUUUGGUCAAAAGGAUAUUCAACAAUUUAUAGUGCUUGAUACCAUGUGUAAAGAAUUGUUUGUUAAUACCAAGUUAGUAAUGAUGCCAAUAGCACGUUCCCCUACUGGUUUGGCUUUGAGUAGUAGAAACAAAUACUUAAGCGACGAAUCAAAGGAAAUAUCAGCCAACAUUUACAAAGGUUUAGAAGCAGCAUCUAAAUUGAUUCAAGAUUGUAGAUCUAAGCAUAAUUGUUCUAAGGAAUGUGGGAAUUUUAGUCGUACCAUUGUGGAAGAAAGUGUAAUGAAGCACUGGAACCCCUUUAUUGAAUCGAAAGAUUUUAAAGUAGAUUAUUUAUCUAUUGCAUAUCGUUCCACUUUAAUGGAAGUUACCGAUCCUAAGGAUUUCUGUAAUGCUGAUGUUCCAUUGGUUAUAAGUUGUGCUGUGUAUGUACAGGAUAGAAAAAACCCUAAUGUUAUCGUCAGAUUAAUUGAUAACGUUCUUGUUUAG
Molecule: messenger RNA, 951 nt
Organism: Arxiozyma heterogenica
Lineage: Eukaryota; Fungi; Ascomycota; Saccharomycetes; Saccharomycetales; Saccharomycetaceae
Gene: PAN6
Product: pantoate--beta-alanine ligase PAN6
Exons: 1
Coding region: 1-951 (316 amino acids)
Biological process (GO): pantothenate biosynthetic process
Molecular function (GO): pantoate-beta-alanine ligase activity
Source: RefSeq, a predicted model, not a curated record